AUGAAAACCAUUCGUUUGCAAGAAGUCGCCAAGAAAAAAACAUGGUCCGUAUCUUUUCAGAGACGCCGUGAAAACACAGCGACAACGUGUCAAUCCCACGUGGAGGUGUUGGACACACUUCCAGAGUUUAGAGCUUCUGAGCCCCGGAGGUCUCAAACGUGCAGAUUUCAUGCAAUUGCGACACCUGCAAUCUUCAACGGGCGCAAAAUGACCAGUCUGAGAAACACUCUCAACUUCAAACCAUGUCACACCGUUUCAAUUUCAAAUCUCAGGAAUGGUGUUCUUUCCACCAGCGAAACUCAGAACUAA
Messenger RNA from Cladocopium goreaui, 309 nucleotides. The record is from the annotation of a GenBank genome assembly. Lineage: Eukaryota; Dinophyceae; Suessiales; Symbiodiniaceae.